Molecule: messenger RNA, 1005 nt
Organism: Pomacea canaliculata
Lineage: Eukaryota; Metazoa; Mollusca; Gastropoda; Architaenioglossa; Ampullariidae
Product: general transcription factor II-I repeat domain-containing protein 2B-like
Exons: 1
Coding region: 1-1005 (334 amino acids)
Molecular function (GO): protein dimerization activity
Source: RefSeq, a predicted model, not a curated record
AUGGUAGAGAAACGGAAUCAGCUCAGCUUGGCGGGACCUUUUGCAGCCAUACACUGCAUUCUGCACCAAGAAGCACUCUGUGCCAAAAGUCUACAAAUGAAGAACGCGAUGGAUGUUGUCGUGAAGACGGUGAACUUCAUACGUGCACGGGGUCUCAACCACAGACAGUUUGUGUCAUUUCUAGCUGAUUUAGAAACGGAAUACGGAGAGUUGCUGUAUCAUACGGAAGUCAGAUGGUUGAGUCGUGGAAAAGUGAUGCAGAGAUUUUUUGAACUGAGACGGGAAAUAGCAUUGCUCAUAGCAAUGAAAGACAGAGACAUACCUCAGCUCAGUGACCCAAUGUUUUUGUCGGAUCUUGCUUUUCUUACUGACAUCACGCAACAUCUCAAUACACUCAAUUCACAACUACAGGGCUCAAAGCAGCUGAUUACCGUGAUGUUUGACCGCAUCAAAUCAUUCAGAAGCAAGCUGACUUUGUGGGCCACUCAGCUGGCAGAUGGAAACCUGGCUCAUUUCUCUUUUCUACAGACCAUAACGGUUGAACGACAGCACCUGAAAGACUACGUAGACAUCCUCUCCAGACUACUGGAAGAUUUUGAACACCGCUUUCAGCAAUUCACUGCUCUCGAACCACAGUUUUCCCUUGUUGCCACUCUGUUCGCAGUUGAUGUGAAAAACGUUCCAGAGGAAGUCCAGAUGGAACUACUGGACCUGCAGUGUGACACUGUUCUGAAGCAAAAAUACGUUGAUGUUGGAGUUCCAGAUUUCUACCAGUUUCUUCCUAGAGAGAAUUUUCCAAACUUAUUCUGCACAGCUGCUAGAAUUCUAGCGAUGUUUGGGAGUACGUACGUUUGCGAACAGUUUUUCUCCAGAAUGAAGAUCAACAAAACAGCAUUACGAUCAAGACUGACUGAUGAGCAUCUGACAGCAACCUUGCGGCUUGCCACUACACGCGACUUCAGGCCUAACGUCGAUGUCUGGUCUCUGCCAAAAGAUCUCAGCUGA